CUUACCUUAGGUGUAUGUAUGUACCUAACAUAUAAAACUUCGUCUCAUUAACCUAAGGGAGUGGUUACCUCACUGCUACCCCCUUUUAUUACCUAGCGGCAAAAAGUUUAUCGAUUUGCGCCUCUAGUCAGGAACGAAGGGACCCACACCAUUACCAGCUCCGAUUUAGUCCAUCUAAAAUCCGAGCCCAGUAAAAAUUCCCAAUCCCCCAAUCGAGAAUCAAGCCAUCCCCACGCCGCGACUCGCGAAAUUGCAUAUCAAAGCCGACCCUGGACCCGUAGGAAGAUCAACAAAUUUCUCCCUUUUAUUUGUUGCCAUCGCCCUCUCUUUUGCGGUUCUUCCCAAUUCUUGCGCUUCCGUUCUUUGCAUUCCGAUCGUUUUCAAGAUGGAUGUCGUGCUUGAAAUCGCAGAUACCUUCGCGGGAGACUACAUUUACUCCCAAUUGCUUCCAUUACAGCCGGUUGCUCCCCAUGAUCUUCCAGAUGUCGGUACCAACUCCACACAGGUUCUGUCAUCAUGGCAAUUCAAGUCGGCGAACCCUUAUUUCCAAUUCGAACCCAGCGAAUAUGCAUACAUGAGCGCCUGGGAUAGAGAUAACCCGUAUCGCCAAAGCAUAUCAUUAUUCUUCAUCACAUGGAUCUUUGGCUUCCUCUUAUACUUUCUAUUUUCGACCCUAUCCUACAUCUUUGUCUUCGAUAAGAAAACAUUCCAGCACCCCAAGUAUCUUAAGAACCAGAUGCGGCAUGAGAUCAAUCAGACCAUGAGGUCGAUGCCCAUCAUGUCGGCCCUGACCGUUCCCUUCUGGCUUGCCGACGUUCGUGGUUAUACCAAGCUAUACGAUACCCCCGCCGAUGGACCCGGUAUGUGGUACGAGAUCUUGCAGUACCCCUUCUUCGUCUUGUUCACCGACGCCUGCAUCUACUUGAUUCAUCGUGGCCUACACCACCCGUUGAUUUACAAGCACCUGCACAAGCCUCACCACAAGUGGAUCAUGCCUACUCCUUACGCUUCCUACGCUUUCCACCCCGUUGACGGCUGGUCGCAAUCGCUCCCGUACCACAUCUUCCCCAUCUUGUUCCCGUUGAAUAAGUUUGCGUCUGUUGCCUUCUUCGUCUUCAUCAACUUCUGGACCAUCAUGAUCCACGACGGCGAGUAUAUGGCUAACAGCCCCGUUAUCAACGGUGCCGCCUGCCACACGAUGCAUCAUCUGUACUUCAACUACAACUAUGGCCAGUAUACCACCUUGUGGGAUAGGCUCGGCAAGAGUUACCGCAAGCCCGACCCCGACCUAUUCCAGAAGGAGAAGAAGAUGGGCGAGGCGCAAUGGAGGGCGCAGGUCAAGGAGAUGGAAAAGAUCGUGAAAGAGGUCGAGGGCGAAGACGACCGCAGCUACGAUGCCGGAAAGGUCAAGAAGAACAACUAGGCACUUCGAUUAUUGUUUAGACGCGGUAUUUUAUCUUCGUCGAUGCGCAAGGAUCAGCUUUCCGGGGAUAACUGGAAAGGGAUGCCUUGCCUUUUGCAAAAAAAGAACGAGCGCGAUGUUGUGCGAUACGGAGAUUUAAUUAGUGCUAGUUGCACGGCAGAGUAUUGUAUAUAAUAGGCAGAAUGCUGGGCCUCUAAUGAUGUGACGGCGUUCGGGAUAUCUAGAAAAGAGGAUUCGGAAUCAAUUCCAUUCCGACUCGAAACUCGAAGCCGAGUUGUGGGCUUCGUAGAUGGAAAGAAGAGACGACUCUUGUCCCGUCGCUGCCUCGAAAAAUAAUGGACUGAUGGAUAUACUACAUUAUAUAAUGACCCAAAUAAACCUAAUGUUUUCUAUGAA
Molecule: messenger RNA, 1819 nt
Organism: Daldinia vernicosa
Lineage: Eukaryota; Fungi; Ascomycota; Sordariomycetes; Xylariales; Hypoxylaceae
Exons: 2
Coding region: 386-1423 (345 amino acids)
Biological process (GO): lipid biosynthetic process
Molecular function (GO): oxidoreductase activity; iron ion binding
Source: RefSeq, a predicted model, not a curated record